CAGUUUUGAACUGACAACGUUAAGAGCAUAGAUAAAGAGUUCUCCGUGCUGUAUCAUAAAUAAAGUGCAUUUAAAUUCAAUGCAUAUAUAAACUGGUUCCAUACCUUGACUUGGUAUGAAAAAGAAGUGAAUAAAAAAUAUCAAUUCGCGUUAUUUGAUAGAGAACGUAAAGCGCUUACGUGCAAGAGUUCAUUGGACGUUACAAAAGAAACGUAAAAAAAAACAAAGGCAAAGUGAAACGACCUCGCACAACGUACGCGCGCAAAAAAACAACACUAAAACACAGAACUAAACAACACCUAUAAAGCACAGCACACACAUUUGCAGUGCAACCUACAUAGACCACCUUUCUAAAAUAAAAAACAAAACAAAAACUACAACUAUGGACGUUUGGGGCGUAUUUGUUGGCGACUCGACGCUUUCGUAUGGCGGUUCGAUGCGCAACGGCUAUUACCGCGACUAUGAGCAGUUCCCGUAUGGCACGCUGGAGCACGCAAGCAGCGCCAGCUCGUAUCCAGCCAAGGACUCCUACAGUCGAGUGCAAGAAAAAUGCAAGCAAUUGAAAUCGGAGAAGCAGCUGCGCAAGGAUUGUCCAUUCUGCAAGGAGCACAAGAAGCGGCCAUUGAUUAAUUAUAUGCGUAAACGUGAGUCGCGCAAGCACCACGAGAGCAUUUGCGAGGAUGAGGAGGAGCUGCACGAGCACGAGCUUGAGCACGAGCACGAGCACGAGGUGCAGCAUCAGGUGCCAAAGCUGUCGACUGUUGUGCCAACGCAGCAGAGCUGCAAGGUGUAAACACACAUCAGCAGUCAGUUGAGUAGAGGAGAGACAGACAGGUGGCAAAAUUAAAGCCAAAAAAACAACAACAACAACAACAACAACAACAGCAGCAAUUCACAAUGCCAUAUAAAGUUAGAUAAAGACAAAAAAAAAAAACAAAACAAACGAGAAAAACAACGUUGUAAAGAUGCUUAACGCGCCUGCUGGGCAGACAGCGCAAGCGAGAGCGAGAGCGAGACAACACGAGACAACUACAAUAAUCUAAUGCAACUGUACCUACAAUAACAAUUGCGUGCAUUUCCGCCUCUGACGUAACACACUACCAUUUACAAAGCAGCAAGAACGAAGAAAUUGAAAUGAUUUUUUCUGUUGCUGUUAACUUGAUACCAAUUUAUACAAGCCGUUUACUAUUUCUUUACAAACCCCUUUUACAAAUACCUUGUAUGUUUUGUUUUGUUUUUUUAUACACAUGUAUGAACAAAUUGAACGUAGUUAAUAAUCCAAUAGCAGCAGCCGCCCGCUUGGCUAAUCCCAAAUGACCUUAGGCAUAUAUUUAAAACAAACAUAAAACGGAACGAGGGAAGCAAAAUCGCCAGAAAUACCAGAAAUAUUUUUCUAUUUUGCGUACGAGACUGAGUAAAAUGUUUGCAGUAGAGUGCAUUCAAUAUUGAAUCAAAUGUUUUUAAUAUAGAAACAAAAACAAAAACAAUUGUUUUCAGUUUCUCCUCUUGAUUGGACAGCCUGAUACGUUAUUUACAGGAAAAUUAUAUUUAAAAGCAUAAGCAAAGCUUCAUUGGCGCCAAAACCAAAACAAAAAAACAAACACGAAAAUAAAAUAUUUAGUAUUUUUUUUCUACAAGUGUUUAGCUACAUGUAUAUAUAGUUUUGACCCAGAUUUUAUAUCCUUGUCUAUAUUAGACACACCCUAAUCUUAAUUAAAAUCCAAAAACGAAACCCCUAGCCAACAACAAAAAAAAUGCACAGUUUGGGCCCAAAGUCUGCUCGACAGUGUUAAACAAUUUAUAUAGAUGGGCGUAAGAGUAAAUUUAUAUAACUAUUAUAAUCUAAUUGUCAGCUUCAAGAAUGUUAAACAAAUUAUAAAUUUAUGGUUACACGAGUUAUAAUUGUUAAAGAAUUUAAUACUUGUUACUAAAUUAUGUUAACUACAGAAUUAUAAACAAACGAGAAAUAUACUUAACACAGCCCCAACUGUGCAACUAACAUGGACAAAACAUAAAAAAAAAAAAACAUAAACAACAAAAAGAAAGCGAAAAAAUCGAUCUAUUGUUAAA
This is a messenger RNA of Drosophila novamexicana, 2070 nucleotides long. RefSeq lists its product as uncharacterized. The record is from RefSeq and is a predicted model, not a curated record. The transcript is spliced from 2 exons. The coding region runs from base 383 to 793 and encodes 136 amino acids. Lineage: Eukaryota; Metazoa; Arthropoda; Insecta; Diptera; Drosophilidae.